Messenger RNA from Zalophus californianus (California sea lion), 778 nucleotides. It is a transcript of the gene RPL9, whose product is annotated as ribosomal protein L9. The transcript has 8 exons. Gene Ontology annotation, molecular function: rRNA binding; structural constituent of ribosome. The record is from RefSeq and is a predicted model, not a curated record. Gene Ontology annotation, biological process: cytoplasmic translation. Gene Ontology annotation, cellular component: ribosome; cytosolic large ribosomal subunit. NCBI's taxonomy places the organism in Eukaryota, Metazoa, Chordata, Mammalia, Carnivora, Otariidae. The coding region runs from base 103 to 681 and encodes 192 amino acids.
CCUGGUGGUGUCGCGCGCUCAUAACGCCAUACGCAGGGGCCUUACGGCCUACAAGAACGUGAUGACGAAAAACGUUCUCUCUCUGCCGCAUCUCCUGCGAGAAUGAAGACCAUUCUCAGCAAUCAGACUGUCGACAUUCCAGAAAAUGUCGACAUCACUCUGAAGGGACGCACAGUUAUUGUGAAGGGACCCAGAGGAACCCUGCGAAGGGACUUCAAUCACAUCAAUGUAGAGCUCAGUCUUCUUGGAAAGAAAAAGAAGAGGCUCCGAGUUGACAAAUGGUGGGGAAAUAGAAAAGAGCUGGCUACUGUUCGCACUAUCUGUAGUCAUGUACAGAACAUGAUCAAGGGUGUUACACUGGGCUUCCGUUACAAGAUGAGGUCUGUGUAUGCUCACUUCCCCAUCAACGUUGUUAUUCAGGAGAAUGGUUCUCUUGUUGAAAUCCGAAAUUUCUUGGGUGAGAAAUACAUCCGCAGGGUUCGGAUGAGGCCAGGUGUUGCUUGUUCUGUAUCUCAAGCCCAAAAAGAUGAGUUAAUUCUUGAAGGAAAUGACAUUGAACUUGUAUCGAACUCAGCUGCUUUGAUUCAGCAAGCCACAACCGUUAAAAACAAGGAUAUCAGAAAAUUUUUGGAUGGUAUCUAUGUUUCUGAAAAAGGAACAGUUCAGCAGGCUGAUGAAUAAGAUCUGAGUUGUCAUCUACAGAAACAGCAAAAGAUGCCGGAUGAUUUUUCAGACUUGUGAUAUUUUAAAUAUGCAAUAAAAGCUAUACCGAUUUGGG